Molecule: messenger RNA, 877 nt
Organism: Effrenium voratum
Lineage: Eukaryota; Dinophyceae; Suessiales; Symbiodiniaceae
Source: the annotation of a GenBank genome assembly
UUUGGGACUCAAGGGGGGACUGGGGAUCUCAUGAAUUCCCGGUCCCAGGCCAACCGAACCGCGGUCCAUUGCCUUAGGCAUGGAGGAGCUGCAGGGUGAGGAAGACACCCUGCUGAACGUUGAUAUCAAAGGUGCGUCGAUCGCAGUACGGCGACGCUUUGUUCAGAAGGUCUAUGGGCUGCUGACCACGCAGCUGGCCCUCACAGUCCUGAUCGCCACUGAGAUUGUGCUUUUGGCCAGUGCAUCAGGCAAUGUUGCUUCUUGGAUCAGCAGCCACGAGUGGCUGCUGUGGGCGUCUGUGAUUGGCACGUUCUCCAUCAUGUGUUGCAUGCUUUGCUGCCGAGAUGCCAUGAGGAGUUAUCCAACGAACUAUGUGCUGCUGUUCACCUUCACGGCUUUUGAGGCGGUUCUCAUUGGUCUUGUUAGCACAAUGUUCACUCCCCAGAGCUUGCUCCUGGCGGCUGGUGUUACCACCUUGAUCUUUCUGGCGCUGACAGCUUACGCCAUGCAGGCCAAGACAGACUUCACAGGCUCUGCGCCCUAUCUGUUUGCGGGUAUGUUGAUCCUCUUCAUCUUUGGCCUCAUUUUGGGAUUGCUCCCCUUGAUCGGGGUCCCAAUUGCCGUGAGCACUGCCAUCUACGACUGCCUAGGUGUUUUGGUUUUUUCGUUUGCCAUCAUUUUCGACACGCAGUUGAUGCUCGGCGAAUGGGGCGGCCACAAGGUUGCCAUUGCCAUUGACGAGUACGUCUUUGCGGCGCUGAACCUCUACCUGGACAUUAUCAACCUCUUCCUGCACAUGGUCUCAUUGUUUGGUGAGAGACGUUGAAACAACGCACAUGCGGAGACAAAGCGGAGGAACAAGCGCGUUUGGAAAGAA